This is a messenger RNA of Epinephelus fuscoguttatus (brown-marbled grouper), 2214 nucleotides long. It is a transcript of the gene dok1a, whose product is annotated as docking protein 1a. Gene Ontology annotation, cellular component: cytoplasm. NCBI's taxonomy places the organism in Eukaryota, Metazoa, Chordata, Actinopteri, Perciformes, Serranidae. The record is from RefSeq and is a predicted model, not a curated record. Gene Ontology annotation, biological process: positive regulation of MAPK cascade; cell surface receptor protein tyrosine kinase signaling pathway. The transcript has 7 exons. Bases 78 to 1664 code for a protein of 528 amino acids.
AGGGAAAAAAAAACAACAGAAAACUCAUACGUCUUUCAGAAGCCAAAGGCCAGCACUGAAGCACAUUUGCUUCCCAGAUGGACUCUCAGACCAAAACAGGGAAGGUUUACCUGCAACCGCACAAAGUUGGCAAAAAAUGGAAGCCAGUGUGGUUGUCUCUGUUUCCCCCCAGCAGCAGUGGAGUGGGUCGACUGGAGAUCCAGGAUAUGGGAGGUGGUGGUGCUGGAGCUGAUCACAUGCCUGGGGUGAGGAGACACUACCAGCCCCAUAUGGACAGGAAGCUGAAGGUGGUCCGACUGUCCGACCUGAUCAGUGUCCUCAGACUCCCCCCAAAUGCUGAGGCCUGUCCAAUGGACAACAUGGCAGCAUUUUGUGUGGAGACACAGGAAAGAACGAUGGUGUUUGCUGCACACAAAGACGACUGCAUUGAGUGGGUAGACAAACUGUGUCAUAGCACGUUUCAGAGAGGUGUUGGCUCAGACUCUACUCAGCUUCAAAUGGAGGAGAACCAGAUAUAUGCCUCAGCAGAUGACGCCUCAGAGUUCUGGGUGCAGGUUCAGAGGACUGAUGCAGCAACACGUUGUGGCCUGAAGGGGUCGUACUGGCUGCAGGUCGGGCAAGAGGCGCUGCUGCUGAGAGAAACACAGAAAAAGGACGUUGUCAGAGAAUGGCCGUAUGAACUGCUGAGACGAUAUGGAAAAGAUAAGCUGGCCUUAACUAUCGAAGCAGGGAGACGCUGUGACUCUGGUCCAGGAACGUUCACCUUUGAGACACAGCAGGCUGAGAAGAUAUUCUUACUGAUCCAGAGUACCAUCAAACGCAAGACUUCAUCUGCCACUUCAGGCAAUCAAAACCAAGAGGCUGAGAAGGUUGUAACCAACAUACGGGCUCACUCCCCUCUCCCCAACAUACAGGCCCACUCCCCUCUCCCCAAAAUACCAGAUAUGACCAGUAUGGUUGCCAUUCUGGAGAACAAACUGAGGAUACAGGACAGUGCCGCUGCCUCAGAAGACAGUGCACAGGAGGAAUUGCUCAGUUCACCAGAGAGUGUAUCAGCGCAGCCAGCUCCUAUCACCCUCAUGCCUCUUCCAAUGGUCCCCACACAUGACAGCCGAUCUGGAGGUCAUCUUGGCGGCCAAUCUGAAGCUGUGUAUGCUGACCCAGUUGAUUGCAUCCAAUCUGUAUCAAGGCCGCAGCCGACCAUGGCUCUGUAUAUAGAUCCCGCAUGUGUUCUCCCGCUCAAACCCCCCGGCUCCACAGACUCUCUCACUCCCUCUCCUAACUCCUCUGCUGCACAUCCCAGCUUUAACAUCAAUCACCCAGAUUCAGAUUACUCGGAGGUGUAUGACAAAGUCAGUCCAGUCCAGAAUAAAACAACUGUCAUUCAGAGCAAAGGAAAAGUCGUGAAAAAGCAUCGUACACAUGAAGAACCCAUUUAUACUGAGCCUGUGAGCAAGAAGGAGGAAGUGUCUGAUAAAAAAGAGAGCAAGCCAGACCCAUUCGCUCACCUAUAUGCUCAAGUCUGCAAAAACCCUCCAUCCUUUGACACCAUCCCUCCCAGCUCCGCUUCAUCUUCCCCUCCUACUGCCAGUAUGAGCACAACAAAAGCCACGGACCACUCUAUUGAUGAUGAUGUCAUCUACGAAAACCUGGGCAUCAUUUAAUUUAGUUGUCAAGUGCAGCUUAUCACUAAAGUAUCUAAAGCAAAUGUAUGUAGAGCCUGACAUGUAUUUUUGUACACUGACUGCUGUGGGAGUUCACUGAGAAACACUUUACCUGGUUAGCACUUCUCCUGCAUAGAUACGCUUUUCAUUGUGUAUAUCUAUUUACAAAUAGGGAUGUCUGGAUUGAACACUUUUGCACUUACAUAAUGUCACGGUUUCUGAACUGUAGGAAUUGUAAAAUCUGCAGUGUCCUGUAUCCUGCGUUGCUGCCAUGUGAAAACAAAUCUUGCAGGUCACACGUGUGCGCUCAGUGUCCUGCUGCUCACCUGAAGCCUUGAGGAGAGCUAUUAAAAUAUCACAGGGAAGUUACAUUCCAUCCUUUUAUCUGCCCAAAAAAGCACCUUAAAUCGGCAGCGUGGAAGCAUUUCAGAUAUCUACAAACCGACCAGGGAGUUGUUGCUGAAGAUGGACGUCCAGUUUGCAAAGUGUGCGGCAUUAGUAGUUACGAUGGGCCCUAGUGCACGCUGUUGUGCACAUAUCGUCUCAUCAC